AUGUCUAAAUGUAAAAAAGAAAAUUCGGAACGUUUAGCUUUAGUUUUCGAUGCAAUUCAAGAAAUUGUUUUCACUCGUACAUAUGAUCGAUUAUGCUCCACAAUUGAUACAUAUCGUGAAACUUUCACGAAACAAAAAAUUGAUCAUGAUAUAAAUGAUAUCGUUUAUAAUCAAAAUUAUAGAACCUUAUGUGAUUCCAAUCCUUAUCCAUUUCUUACUAUUCUUCUUCACUUAGAUGGAAUUAGUUUAGGAAAAUCGAAUACACAAUGUUUAUGGAUUUUGAAUGGUUCUAUCAUCGAACUGCCGCCUGCUAUUCGAACUCGGCGACAGAAUAAUCUAAUUUUAUCUUUGUGGAUUGGAAAUGAACAUCCAAAUGUUGAAUUAUGGUUAAACCGAUGUUUUCAUCAAUUACUAGAUCUAAAAUAUAAAGAUUUUGCAUUCGACUCACGAAGAGCACAUUAUCUUCGAACAAAUGUAAAUGGACGGCUGGGAUUAUCAAUACUUGAUAAAGUCUUGGAUAUACCUUUGCCAAAUGCUAUAGUAGCAGAUUACUUACAUGCAACUCUUCUACGACACGCAAAAACAAUAUGCCUUUACAAUUAUAACGAAGUUAUGAAGCCUCAAGAACGUAUUAUGUUAGACAAACGAAUGUCUGUGCAGCGUUUUCCACAUUUUUUCAAUAGAACUAUCCGACCUUUAAAUGAAACUCAUCUUAAAGCUACGGAAAUGAGGAAUAUUUUUCUAUUUUGUAUUUUGCCAAUGACUAGAAAUUUACUUAAUUGUGAUCGAGUUGCUCAUCUUGGCCUUUUUGUCACUGGCAUUCGUUUACUUCAUGGUCGUCCAAUACUGGGUGAUGCAACUGCUGAUCAAGCACAUGAGUUUCUGACAACAUUUUAUCGUGAUCAUGAAGUAUUUUAUAGUCAUCAACAAAAUUACGUUUUACAUAUCCACAUUCAUUAUGCUGAACUUUAUCGCAAUCAUGGAAGUGAAGCAUGUAUAGCUGGUGAAUAUGAAUAUAUUAAUUUACAUCCAUCUUCUCAGGAGGAUGGUUUAAUAGGUACUAUUCCAUUAUCAAAUCCACAGCAAAUGGCAAUUACAAUCAAUCGUACUCAAUCACUGUCUGAUGAUGAAAGUGAGUAUUUUAAAGAACCUCAUAAACAUUGA
Rotaria sp. Silwood1 is the source of this 1164-nucleotide messenger RNA. The record is from the annotation of a GenBank genome assembly. NCBI's taxonomy places the organism in Eukaryota, Metazoa, Rotifera, Eurotatoria, Philodinida, Philodinidae.